Messenger RNA from Varanus komodoensis (Komodo dragon), 1892 nucleotides. Its product is annotated as gastrula zinc finger protein XlCGF7.1-like. Lineage: Eukaryota; Metazoa; Chordata; Lepidosauria; Squamata; Varanidae. Bases 843 to 1715 code for a protein of 290 amino acids. The record is from RefSeq and is a predicted model, not a curated record. The transcript is spliced from 3 exons. Gene Ontology annotation, molecular function: RNA polymerase II cis-regulatory region sequence-specific DNA binding; DNA-binding transcription factor activity. Gene Ontology annotation, biological process: regulation of transcription by RNA polymerase II.
CCCUAAUUUGGGAUCCUAGGAACUGCUCAGCCAAUGUGCCUUUGAGUCCCCAAAGGCUGGAGAAACUGACUUAGACCUUGUCCUUAACUCUCUCUUUUCUAAGCCGUGUGUCUCUCUGCCACCUUCUCUGUUCAGGAAUGUUUUACAGAAGAUGUCCCUGACUUCCUCCAGCCCGAGAAGGCUCCCUCAGGUAGCCGGCAGACGCAGGAAGGUAAUGAACAUGCCACCCCAUUGGGUGUGGAUUAAUGGGAUAUAUUUGAGCCCUUCUGGUUGCUCCUAGAAACAGCCUCAAUUUGAACCAGGAAAUGAACUACGCAGAAUGUGAGGUGGUUGUCUCUGCCCUCUUUUUCCUUCUUUCUUUCCCUCCCUUUUCUCCUCCUCCAACAGGUGUUCAGUUUCCUUCUCUCCACUCCAUCUUGAUGAUUUAACAUUUCACUGGGUCCAUGCUGGGCUCUUUUGAUAGCUUUGGUCCACUUAAGGUUUGUUUCCUCUAUUUUUUCCCCCUAUACCAAGAAAUCUGGGCUUUAUUUCUAGACCAGUGGAAUAUUUCCUGUCAUGUGCUGAAGGCACUGUUUAGGCUAAAUAUGCACAAGAAUGAGCAGGCUCAAAUGGGGAAGAGGUGGAAUAAGUCUCUCUUUUUGUGUGGUUCAUAGGAAACAGGCCAAGGAUGAGGACAGAAUGCAGUAGCUCAUCUCCUCGUCGUGGUGGACUGGAAAUGGUUCCUGUGAGACCAGAGCAGAUGCUUCUUCGUUCAGGUGACCUUCAAGGAUGUGGCCGUGUAUUUCACUGAGGCGGAGUGGGCCCUGCUGUGUCCAGACCAAAGAGCCCUGCACCGGGAAGUCAUGGAGGAGAACCUUGGGAUGGUGGCUUCCCUGGGUGACAGGAAGGAGAACGAGAGUGAACUGCGCAGGCUAUUGUUGGAAAGAGCCAGAUGUAAGCCAUGUAGAUGGUUGGAGUGUGGAAAAAACAUUGGUCAUGAACUAAAGCUCACUUUCCACCAGCACUCCCACACAGCAGAGAAUCCGCUUCAGUGCUUAGAAUGUGGAAAGAGCUUCCAUCGAAGCUCAUACCUUUUCAAGCACAAAAGAAUUCACACCGGGGAGAAACCUUUUAAAUGCUUGGCAUGUGGAAAAAGUUUCACUCACAGCUCAAACCUUAAAGCUCACCAAAAAAUUCACACAGGAGAGAAACCAUUUCAGUGCUUGGAGUGUGGAAAGAGCUUCAGUAUGAAAAAAAGCCUUGUGGACCAUCAGAGAAUCCACACAGGGGAGAAACCAUUUAAAUGCCUUGCUUGUGGAAAGAGCUUCAGUCGAAACACAAACCUUACAUACCAUCAGAGAAUUCACUCAGGUGAGAAGCCAUAUAAAUGCCUUGAAUGUGGAAAGGGUUUCAGUAUAAACACAAACCUUAGGUACCAUCAAAGAAUCCAUACAGGAGAAAAACCAUUUAAAUGCUUGGAGUGUGGAAAGUGCUUCCAUCGAAGUUCUUACCUUAUGAAGCACAAGAGAAUUCAUACGGAUGGGAAGCCAUUUAAAUGUGUGGAGUGUGGAAAGAGCUUUGACAGAAACACAAGUCUAAUGAACCAUCAAAAAAUUCACAUAGGGGAGAAAUUAUUUAAAUGUCAGGAGUGCGGAAAAGGCUUCUCUAGAAGGGCAAGCCUUGUGAAUCAUCAGAGAACCCAUACAGGGAAGAAACCUUUUAAAUGUUUGGUGUGAGAAAAGGACUAUGCUAAGAACUCAAACUUUAUGUCACACCAAAGGCAGAACCCAUUUAAAACCCUGCAUUGUGCAGAAAUGAUAACAUAGUUGGGAGUGUGGAAAGAGAUUUAAGAUGAAUGGGAAAGCUAGCAGCUUUGAGAGAAUUCACACGGUGGAAUAAAAUAUAAAACCCCA